Messenger RNA from Sinocyclocheilus rhinocerous, 1051 nucleotides. Its product is annotated as REM2- and Rab-like small GTPase 1. The record is from RefSeq and is a predicted model, not a curated record. NCBI's taxonomy places the organism in Eukaryota, Metazoa, Chordata, Actinopteri, Cypriniformes, Cyprinidae. The transcript is spliced from 5 exons. Gene Ontology annotation, molecular function: GTPase activity; GTP binding. Bases 119 to 877 code for a protein of 252 amino acids.
UCAUCAUGACGUUUAACCUAGUUGGCUUCACGUUCGCGCAGAUAAAGUAACUUCAUAUCACGUAAUAAAAAGCACAAUAGUCUCUUACUCUUAAUUUAUCUGAUUUCGCUCAAUUAAAAUGCCUGUCCCACCUGGAUCCAUAAUCGUGUCGGAUUGGCAUCGCUGUCCAGACAGCAGGGAGUUUUUCAGCAGGAUACUGCAUAAGAAGAAACGGCGAAAGUUUGGGCUCUUGGAAGCGCCAAUGAUGCCUCCUCAUAUGAAUGUGGAUAUCGUUCGCUACAAGGUAUUCCUCUCUGGGAAAACCGGAGUCGGGAAAAGCGCUCUUGCUGCCCGUCUCGCUGGCCUCGAUCUCCCCAAAAUGCACUAUGAGACCACAGGCAUAGAGACAACAGUGGUCUUCUGGCCUGUAAGACUAAAGGAGAGUGGCCGUGUGUUGUUUUUCCGCUUUGAGCUUUGGGAUUGUGGGGAAAGUGCAAUACGAAGAUUUGACCACAUGUUACCGUCCUGUAAGGAACAGGUGGAUGCCAUCCUUUUCCUUUUCUCCUUCACUGAUCGUGGCUCCUUUGAUGAUCUUUCAAAUCAGGUAUCACGGAUCACGGAACCUUCGGAUCGAGUGGUUAACUUGGUCGUUGGCACCAAAUUUGACUUAUUUAUGCACACAGAUGUGACAGAGAGUGACGUGACACAUUUUCAAGAGGUUUGGGGUCUUCCGGUCUUCCGAGUGGGAGGUGAUGUGAGUGCGGGGCUUGGUGAAGUAGCACCCUUACUAAAUGCCCUUGCAGAAAACCUGUGGCACCAAGACUGUAUGGCUGCUUCAUCUGUGUCCAUCUCCACACAGGCUGCUCUCAGAGGAACAGACUCAGAGAUCAUUGUAUAACUUGUACGUGCGUUGUGGUUCAAUCUCACAAGGAUUGGUCAUUCAUGGAUGGAAUAUGCUGCUAUGGAAACACUCUAAAUACCACUUACUAUUUUUUGCUUUCUAAAUGUCUGUGAGUCAAGAAAUGGUAAACAAAAAUAUUAAAAUGUCAUGAAAUGAGUUUGUUUGUAGUUU